GCCCCUCAGUUCCCAUUCGUCUGCUGGCUGUUAUCGUCCCGACGGCGCCGUCCGCCCAAAAAGCAGAAACCAGCGCAACGAUGACGAAGCUGCAGCAAAUCAUGGAAGAUCUCUUUGCUGUCUUUCGCGAAUACGCGAAGAGGGACGGAGAAGACGAGACACUGACCAAACCAGAGGCAAAGGAUCUUCUGAAGAAUCAGCUGCCUGGCCUGAUCGAGAAUCCCGGUUACGACGACGAGGUCCGAGAGUUGGUGGGCGGUCUGGAUGUGGAUGACGGCCUGGAGUUCGGCUUCCGGACGUUCAUGAAGUUGGUUUCCAGUGUCGCCUCGGACCGCUACGAAGCCCAAAGUCUCGCUCGGUGCGGCUGAAUAGAGCAGUCUGUGUACCUACAUGGUCUUCUAAUGUCAAACAACUGUAUCCACUGAAAACAGGUUUGCUUUUGUUUUUGUCAAGUCCAUACUUUAUAUUCAUCAGAAAUACAAUAAAGAUAUUUGACAAAGUA
Molecule: messenger RNA, 502 nt
Organism: Salarias fasciatus (jewelled blenny)
Lineage: Eukaryota; Metazoa; Chordata; Actinopteri; Blenniiformes; Blenniidae
Product: protein S100-A12-like
Exons: 2
Coding region: 81-368 (95 amino acids)
Biological process (GO): endothelial cell migration
Cellular component (GO): cytoplasm; extracellular exosome
Molecular function (GO): calcium-dependent protein binding; calcium ion binding; transition metal ion binding
Source: RefSeq, a predicted model, not a curated record